This is a messenger RNA of Triplophysa rosa, 3193 nucleotides long. It is a transcript of the gene cers6, whose product is annotated as ceramide synthase 6. The coding region runs from base 254 to 1429 and encodes 391 amino acids. Gene Ontology annotation, molecular function: DNA binding; sphingosine N-acyltransferase activity. The record is from RefSeq and is a predicted model, not a curated record. Gene Ontology annotation, biological process: ceramide biosynthetic process. Gene Ontology annotation, cellular component: membrane. Lineage: Eukaryota; Metazoa; Chordata; Actinopteri; Cypriniformes; Nemacheilidae. The transcript is spliced from 11 exons.
UAAAAAUAAAAUCAUACUGUUUUGGCGAGCUUCUUGGUUGACAAGCGCGUAAACCAAUCAGCGUCGGGGAGGUGGGGCGCUUGGAUUCGCUCGCUCUACUUCCCCACACAAGCGAAAGCGGCGGAGACGGGCGAUUCUAUCGCCAUCAUCACUUUGACUGGACCUGCAAGGAUCUACAGUGAACAGCAGCGGCCAUCGAUCGCGCACCAUCACCGGCUUCAGCGAAGACGUGAAGGCACCGGAUCCUCUGGAGAUGGCGGGGAUUCUGGCUUGGUUCUGGAACGAGAGGUUCUGGCUUCCUCACAACGUCACCUGGGCUGACUUGAAAAACACAGACGAGUCGAGCUUUCCUCAAGCUGAGGAUCUGUAUCUGGCGUGUCCUUUGGCUUUCUGCAUGUUCAUGAUCCGGCUGCUUUUUGAGAGGUUUAUUGCAAGGCCGUGUGCACUAGGUCUAAAAAUCCAAGCCAAUGGACCGCAGAAGGCUCAGCCCAACGCUAUUCUGGAGAAGGUCUUUACCGCUAUCACUAAGCAUCCGGAUGAGAAGAGGCUAGAGGGUCUGUCCAAGCAGCUGGACUGGGACGUCAGGACCAUUCAGCGCUGGUUCAGACAUCGACGCAACCAGGAGAAACCCAGCACGCUGGCGCGCUUCUGCGAGAGCAUGUGGAGGUUCACUUUUUACCUGUACAUAUUUACAUACGGCGUGCGGUUCCUAAAAAAGACGCCGUGGCUGUGGGACACCAGAAAGUGCUGGUACAGUUACCCCUAUCAGCCGUUAACAGUGGAUUUACAUUAUUACUACAUACUGGAGCUGUCCUUCUAUCUGUCACUGCUCUUCUCUCAGUUCACGGACAUCAGAAGGAAGGACUUUCUACUCAUGUUUCUCCACCAUGUGGCCACCAUCUCUCUGAUCACCUUCUCAUAUGUGAAUAACAUGGCUCGAGUGGGAACGCUGGUCAUGUGUCUGCACGAUGCCGCCGACGUCCUGGUGGAGGCUGCUAAAAUGGCCAACUACGCCAAGUGUCGGAGACUGUGCAACAUUCUGUUUGUGAUGUUCGCUCUGGUUUUCAUCAGCUCCAGGCUGGGAGUUUAUCCUUUGUGGAUUUUAAACAGCACUGUGUUUGAGAGUUGGGAGAUUGUCGGGUCGUUUCCGUCCUGGUGGGUGUUUAACCUGCUGUUGGUGCUGCUGCAGGCCCUUCACAUCUUCUGGUCAUAUCUCAUCCUGCGUAUCUCCUGCACGGCCAUCUCCAGAGGAAAGGCGGGGAAAUGGAAUCCUUUACAUGUGUCAAAGGAUGACCGCAGUGAUAUUGAGAGCAGCUCUGAUGAAGAUGAACUUCGGCCUCCUCCUCACAAACAUCACACUAACGGGACCAACGGAGCCCACGGCACCAACGGUUACCUGUCCUCGGCCCACUGUCCAUACGAACACUAACCGUCACGGACAUUCCAGCUGCGAGACGGUACCUGCAUCACUGCUCUGUGUCAAAACAUGUAUGAACAUUGCCGGUCCAGUACUGGAAAUUCUCAAUAAUGUGAAUGCGGUUUUUCACCAUCCUCUCCAAUCUUUUGCCUUUCGUGUUUUUGUGUUCUUUAUUGGUAAACGUUGACUGGUUAUCAAAGCACCUUUUAGAUUCAAUGCAGCUCAACUCACUUUUCUCUUUUAGCGGAUGAAUGAAAGCGUGGUUCUUUCAAUCAUAAUCAUGUGAGCAUGCUGCAUUUCUGCCAUCAUGGAUCAGUAGUGUUCUUGGAUUAAUGUGUCUUGAUUCAUUUUUUUAUCUGUAGUAAGUAAUAGUAAGUUUGUUGCUCUUAAAUUUUUCGACGUACACACCCUAUUUACACCAACAGGACAGUGGUGCCGUUGACCAGGCUAGAACAGCAUUACGCUUUUCCACCCGAAACGUUUUACCCGCCCUCACGUAUGACCCAAGACAAACUCUACGCAAAAAGUGUUGUUGCAUUCUGAAAUAUGUUGUUUUAUGAAUAACGUACCCUGACACAAGUACACCCUCUGUCUUCAGCCACAAAAGGAUAGAAAGGGGGUCACAAUAUUACAUUUUCACUGCACGAUAAUCGUGGCCAAAAGACUUUGCGCUAACAAUAUUAUCGCUGUAUCUAUUGACUUUUUUAUGUCAAUGUAAUGUCAUAUGUGUAGAUUUAAGUUGCACAAACAUUGAUAUACGUGUCGAUACUUUGUGACACCCCUAAUUUGUAUCGAUUUUGUUUUGUCCUUCGACUCUCAAGUCGGUGGAAUCGCAGGCUUUCAUGAUCUGAGCUUCAGCACCAAAGCUAAGUUGGUGUAAAAAGGGUUUUUAAAUGAUUUGCCAAGGUAUUUCUACACAUAUUAAUGAGUUAUUCAAAGUCAAUCGAAAUGAAUUUGCAUUAACACACACUAGUGUUUAAUCACAGAUCACUCACAUUCCACAGCAAACUUAUUUUCACAGAUACAUCGAUCGUGGAGGGUCUGAAUCAGUGUUUCAAGGUCCUGAAAGAGUCAUGGAAAUACUUGAUCGAAUGAUGAAUGAAGUCUGCAGAGACUGAAGUCAUCUGUUGCUUUUAACACAAAGUAUUCCAUCUUCAGAAGGAUUUUAUUUGAGAUGCUGUAAAAUUGAGCCGUUUAUCAGUUUUAUAUUCGUGUAAUACCACUGAAGUGCAUAAGGUCCCAAAAUUGAACUCAAGUUUAGGAAAUAUCCCCCAGUCACAAUAUUGUUUUUCUGCAUUUAAACGUAUACGUUUUAGAAACACGGUACAUGAGAAACAUAUCAAUUCAGUCUGUGUGAGACCAGAAUAGUGAACAAGCACUUUGUUAAAUAAGUUGCGCCAAACACUGGUUUAUUACGUUGUUGUCUGUUCUUGUGCUUUUUAUCAGAUUUGUUUUGUUUGAAUUGAAAUGAUACUGCAGGUUGGCUGGAUCAGGGUUGACAGGUGAUUUGUUUGCUCUCAUUUGAGUGUUUGGAUGAUGUUUGUGUUUGGAAAGAUGUGUGCUGCUGCUGCUGCUGCUGUCUGUGAAGGUGGAGAAGCUCUCCGGUCGUCUCAUUUGCACUCGGACAGACGUGUGGCUGUGUUGUGUGGUUUACAUUUGAUGUCAAAAACAAGGCAAAGACCAACAAACAUCUCUGCCUUUGCUGGAAAAUCUGAUUAGCAGCUGGUCUAAUGAAUAAUGUUGCCAUGUAUUUUAAAUAAACACAACAAACCAAAA